AUGGAAUUGAUAAGAAGUCGCAUUCGCAGUCUGAGGCAUCGCUACGCUAGGUUGCGAUCGAGCAUCGGGACGGAGUCUCAGCUUCUAACUGUCGAACAAAUCUUGGACAAAUUGGACGAGACAAUGCAUACUUCCUUGAUCUCUAAAAUCGUGAAUUUUGAACUAUGGGGCAGACUACAUCUUUUGUGGAGAGAAGACCCAGAAUUUAAAGAUAUCAUAUACGACGCAGACUCGCCUUUGCGGCUUAUCCACGGAGACAUAGAUGUAGAGUCUUUGUCAGACUCUGGUUUGUCUAGACGUUCUACGCCACAGGUCAACACAACAAGCAAAAGCGUCACGAGAGAGACAAGUAAUAGUACAAAUCCAACAGUCGUCAGUACUCCUAUAAGUACCACUAAUCUAAAGCGCAAACGAGGACAUCAAUCUUCAUUUCUAGCCCAGUCAUCGAAUUCUGUAGCAAGCUCCACAAGCGCGGCUGGAGCUACUUCCGAAGCACACCUGGAGCGCAUGGAAGAAAUGGAGCUAAAAAAGAGAAGGAUUGAAGAAGACUUGGAAGCCAUGAGACUCAGAGAAACGGAACUGAAGCUGAAUCACGAAUACAAUAUGGGAAAACAACAAAUUAUCAUGAAGGCACUUCGCUUGCUGGACGUCAAUCUCGAGGCCCAAAAAGCAACCUAA
Messenger RNA from Psilocybe cubensis, 678 nucleotides. RefSeq lists its product as uncharacterized. Bases 1 to 678 code for a protein of 225 amino acids. The transcript is spliced from 3 exons. NCBI's taxonomy places the organism in Eukaryota, Fungi, Basidiomycota, Agaricomycetes, Agaricales, Agrocybaceae. The record is from RefSeq and is a predicted model, not a curated record.